UACCAAAAGAAAUCUGACUAUAAAGGAUUUGGUAAGAUCAUUAGCCAACAUAUGUACAUUUAGUUACAUGAGAUUAUUCUGGAGGAAAAAAAAACUAGCAAGUGUCACCAAUCUCUUCAGUCAUUAUGAUGUCUUUAUUUUGAUUGUGCCUACAAACUCACAUAGACAAGAGGCCUAUGCAUUUAAACUAUAAACCUACUCUUAGAUUCCUUCUCUUCAAUCACAGAAAAAAAGAAAUCCAUGAGUAAAACUUUAUGGAUAUGUAUUAGUGCAUUUUCUGUUGCUGUAGUAAAACAUAAUGCCUAAGUCAACUUAUGAAAGAAUUUAAUUGGCCCUUGGUUCCUGAGAGAUACUGGAUCACAAUGAAAGUGGCAUGGCAACAAGUGUCAGACAGGGCAGCUAAAGCAAGAAGCUAAGAACUUACAUACUCAACCUGCACCAUGAAGCAGACAGUAGGAACUGGAAAUGGUGUAUGUAUGAAAACUCUCAGGCUCUCCCCUAGUGACAUAUUUUAUAAACAUGGCAGCAUUUUGUAAAUCUUCUGAAAUGAUACCAGCAACUGAGAAGGAUUGUUUUCUCUGACUUCAAGCCUACAUUCUAGCUUUCUGUUACAUGAACCACUUCACAAUGAAGAAAAUCUGGAAAUGAUAAAUCCUGUAACUUAUAAGGGGAAGUAAAAUGUGAUCUCACAGGCAAAGUCUACUGACAUCUGUUUAAAUAUGCAAACACUGAAAAAAACAAGAUUUCCUUCCUGUUUCCGUGAAGACAAUGAAAACAGCUGGGUUAUUAUUGAGAACAUCCGAGAGAACUCCACAGACCAAUGAGUAGAACCAAUAAGAACAUAAUCUUGGCCAUUUUAACACUGAAAAGUUCUGCAUUUCUGCUGUUUCAGGUAUACUACUACAAGCACUGUUUGUCACCAAAGGAUGGCUGGUUUCAGAUAGCUGAGAAUAUGGGAUUUCAGUGCUUAAAGAUUGAAAGCAAAGAUCCUCGGCUAGAUGGAAUCGACUCACUUUCUGGAACUGAAAUCCCUCUGCACUAUGUCUGUAAGCUGGCCACUCACGCCAUCCACGUGGUGUUCUUUCAUGAGAGGAGCGGCAACUACCUCUGGCAUGGUCACCUGCGACUCCAAGGACACAUGGACAGAAAGGUUGUUCCUUUUCGAAAGUUACAGUUCGGUCGUUAUCCUGGAGCUUUUGACAGGCCAGAGUUACAGUAGGUUACUGGAGGACUAGAUGAGCUUGUUCCAAAAGACCCAGGACACUUUCUAGAAGAAGUACCACACUCCAGAUUUAUUGAGUGCAGGUAUAAAGAAGCUCGGGCAUUCCUUCAGCAGUACCUUGAGGAUAACACUGUGGAUGCUCUGGCCUUUUGGAAGAGGGCAAAGGAAUUACUGCAACUAGCAGCCAAAACAUUACAGGAAUUGGGAGUGCGCUUCUGGCUGAGCAGUGGAACUUGUCUAGGAUGGUAUUGGCAGUGCAGUAUUAUUCCUUAUAGCAAAGAUGUCGAUCUAGGAAUUUUUAUACAAGAUUACAAACCUGAUAUUAUUUUGGCAUUUCAGAAUGCUGGACUUCCACUACAACACAAGUUUGGGAAGGUGGAAGACAGCUUGGAACUAUCCUUCCAGGGAAAAGAUGACGUAAAGCUCGACAUUUUUUUCUUUUAUGAAGAGACUGACCAUAUGUGGAAUGGAGGCACACAGGCCAAAACAGGAAAAAAGUUUAAGUACCUGUUCCCCAAGUUCACACUGUGCUGGACUGAAUUUGUAGACAUGAAAGUCCAUGUGCCCUGUGAAACAGUUGACUACGUUGAAGCCAACUAUGGUAAGACCUGGACGAUUCCUGUUAAGACAUGGGACUGGAAGACCUCGCCCCCAAAUGUGCAGCCCAAUGGGAUCUGGCCUAUUUCUGAGUGGGAUAAGGUUAUCCAGCUGUACUGAGAAUACAAAGUUAAGGAGGGACAUUUCCCAAGAAGAAGGCGGGUAACUGUUUAAAACAUGUGAGAGCCCAGAAGAUAAAGAAAAUGUUUGAAGACAAAAAUGUUCUACCUCGUGGGCCAUCUAAUUAGCUCUGCCAUUCAGCAUUUACUGAGGCAUUUAUA
This is a messenger RNA of Onychomys torridus (southern grasshopper mouse), 2100 nucleotides long. Its product is annotated as fukutin-like. Lineage: Eukaryota; Metazoa; Chordata; Mammalia; Rodentia; Cricetidae. The record is from RefSeq and is a predicted model, not a curated record. Gene Ontology annotation, cellular component: Golgi membrane.